Molecule: messenger RNA, 1079 nt
Organism: Aspergillus homomorphus CBS 101889
Lineage: Eukaryota; Fungi; Ascomycota; Eurotiomycetes; Eurotiales; Aspergillaceae
Product: phosphoribosylaminoimidazolesuccinocarboxamide synthase
Exons: 3
Coding region: 56-961 (301 amino acids)
Biological process (GO): 'de novo' IMP biosynthetic process
Cellular component (GO): cytoplasm
Molecular function (GO): phosphoribosylaminoimidazolesuccinocarboxamide synthase activity
Source: RefSeq, a predicted model, not a curated record
UACUUACUCCCAAGUUUUUACACUCAACCCCUCAAUCAACCCCAGAUCCCUCGCCAUGACCGAAUCCUACACCACCACCGACCUCCAAGGCACCCUGCCUUUGAUCGCGCGCGGCAAAGUCCGGGACCUGUACGAAGUGGACUCGAAGACGCUGCUAUUCAUCGCGACCGACCGAAUCUCCGCCUACGAUGUGAUCAUGCAGAAUGGCAUCCCAAACAAAGGCAUCCUCCUCACGCUCUGCACACGCAAGUGGUUCGAGAUCCUCACAACAGCGCUCCCGAGCCUACGCACGCACUUCCUGACGCUGGACCUCCCGGCCCAGAUCCCUGAGGCCCUGCGGCCGGUGCUCCAGAACAGAAGCAUGCAGGUGCGCAAGCUGCGGAUCCUGCCCAUCGAGGCGAUCGUGCGCGGCUAUAUCACGGGCUCGGCGUGGAAGGAGUACCAGGCCCACGGCACGGUGCACGGGAUCCGCGUCGCGGAGGGGCUGCGUGAGAGUGAGGCCUUCCCGGGUGGACCGAUUUAUACGCCCAGUACCAAGGCGGAGUUGGGGGCGCAUGAUGAGAAUAUUCAUCCUGAUCAGGCGGUCGAAAUCAUUGGCGAGCCCUACGCUUCCACCGUCGCCUCGCUGGCGGUGCAGCUGUACAAGAUCGCGCACGAGUAUGCGUUGACGCGUGGCGUGAUCAUCGCGGACACCAAGUUCGAGUUUGGCGUGGACGAGGAGACAAAUGAGGUCGUGCUGGCUGAUGAGGUGCUGACGCCGGAUUCGUCGCGGUUCUGGCCGAAGGACUCGUACGAGAUCGGAAAGGGCCAGGCGAGCUUCGAUAAGCAGUUCUUGCGCGAUUGGUUGGUUACAGAAGGGUUGAAGGGGAAGGAGGGGGUGGCGAUGAGUGAGGAGGUCGUGCAGAAGACUAGCCAGAAGUACCGCGAGGCGUGGGAGCGUAUCACCGGCGGUGAGAACUGAUUCUUACCCCUGAGGGGAGUAUACCUAGUAUAUAUUUGCACGUAUUAUAGUUAGAGCAAGCAACUGCUCGGCUUUGCUCGUGGGCGAGUGAAAGGAAAAAAAAAAAGAUAGAAUGGUC